This is a messenger RNA of Rana temporaria (common frog), 3074 nucleotides long. RefSeq names its product monooxygenase DBH like 1 (gene MOXD1). Gene Ontology annotation, cellular component: secretory granule membrane. The record is from RefSeq and is a predicted model, not a curated record. Bases 337 to 2163 code for a protein of 608 amino acids. Gene Ontology annotation, molecular function: copper ion binding; dopamine beta-monooxygenase activity. Lineage: Eukaryota; Metazoa; Chordata; Amphibia; Anura; Ranidae. Gene Ontology annotation, biological process: dopamine catabolic process; norepinephrine biosynthetic process; octopamine biosynthetic process. The transcript has 12 exons.
UUUAUUUUUUGUCACAGAGCAGUAAUACAAAAGGGAACUUCUCUCCCACACAAAGACGAGUACCCACUUGUAACAGCAUGCCAAUAGCACUAUACAUCAAGACAGCAUUGCCUCGGGCUAGCAAGGAACAUAAUUGACUGGCUAGAGCUUUAACUAUGUUUAUUUCUUUCUGAUAGGGACAAACAGUGCAAGCUCACAGCACUCUCUUCCUGUAAUCUUCAGAGAACACAUUACUAAGCAAAGGCAGAGAGCAUUAAGUAGUAUAGUGAAUGGGAAGGAGCUGAAUGGUAAAAUAUUACAAACCUCUUAUCCUGCCUAACAGAGAGCAAACGUUAAAUGAAGAUGCAUAUAUACACAAUUUUACUGCUAUUUGUUACAUCAGUGAACAUGGACCUAGUGACACAUAGUCAUAGUGCUGUUCUGGAUGCCCAGGGUAAAUAUAAAAUAAGUUGGACCCACAAGGACGGCACCAUUACCUUUCUGCUUCAAGUGGAAACGUUGGGCUAUGUUGGAUUUGGAUUUUCACCAAAUGGAGCCAUGGCAUCUUCCGAUAUAGUUAUUGGAGGAGUUUACAGAGGAAAGCCCUAUUUCCAGGAUUACUUUACAGAUAGUAAGAGAGUUCUUCACAGAGACACCCAGCAAAAUUAUAAACUUAAGUAUGCAAUAGAAAAUGGCACACACACUACCCUUAAGUUCAGCCGAGCUCUUCAAACCUGUGACCUGUAUGAUAAAAAUAUAACGGAAAGCACAAUACGAAUCAUUUGGGCAUAUCAUGAUGAUGAUAUUGAGGGCACUGGGCCAACCUACCAUGGGUCAAAUCGGGGUCAGAAGAGCUUACGCCUACUCAACCCAGAAAAAAAUGUCAUGUCUGUUGAAUCUCAGUCUUUCAGCUUUACGCAUCAGAACGUUCCUGUUCCAUAUAAAGACACAACCUAUUGGUGCCAGAUGUUUAAGAUGCCAGUACUGGACAAGAAACAUCACAUUAUUAAGGUUGAACCACUAAUACAAAAGGGUCACGAGAGUUUGGUACAUCACAUACUACUGUACGAAUGUGAAAGAGAUGCAAAUGACAGUGUCCUUGAAUAUGGGCAUGAAUGCUACCACCCCAAUAUGCCUGAUGUAUUUCUUACAUGUGAGACAGUACUAUAUGCUUGGGCUAUCGGAGGAGAGGGAUUCACAUACCCACCUAAUGUUGGCUUGUCAAUUGGGAUGCCUGAGGACCCAACAUAUGUCUUAAUGGAAAUCCACUAUGAUAAUCCAUCUCAGCAAGAAGGUUUAAUUGAUAACUCAGGACUUAAACUCUAUUAUACUCCGCACACAAGAAAAUAUGAUGCUGGUGUUUUAGAGGCAGGCAUUUGGGUUAGCCUAUAUCACAUGGUCCCACCGGGUAUGCCUGCAUUCAGCUCCGAAGGACACUGCACUGUGGAAUGUUUGGAAGAGGCCCUGAACUAUGAAAAGCCAGAUGGUAUCCAUGUAUUUGCUGUUCUUCUACAUGCUCAUCAAGCUGGUCAUGUCCUCCGAACUCGCCAUUUCAGGAAAGGAGUUGAGCAGAAGUUACUUGCUUAUGACAAUGAAUUUGAUUUCAAUUUUCAAGAGUUCCAAUAUCUGGAUGAAGAAAGAACCAUCUUACCUGGCGAUCACAUCAUUACAGAAUGCCAGUACAAUACAAAGAGCCGAUCCACAAUGACGUGGGGUGGGCUAAGUGCAAGAGAUGAGAUGUGCCUUUCCUAUUUAAUUUACUAUCCAAAGAUUAAUCUUGCUCGAUGUGAAAGCAUCCCUGAAAUAAAUGAGCAACUUCAGUUCAUUGGUGUGAAAGACAUAUACAGGCCAGUUACGUCCUGGCCUUUAAUAAUUAAGAGCCCAAAACGAUACAAUAAUCUAACCUUUACAGAAGCUAUGAACACAUUUCAGUGGUCUAGGAAGAAAGGAAAUGCAUUCAAUGAGCGAGUCAGGAAAAUGCCAAUAAAUGUGAGGUGUUCUAAACAUGAAAGUGGAGAAUGGUCGAUUCACGGAAUGCUCAUAUCACCACCCGACGUGAAAUCUUAUACAUUAGAAGAAAAUGAAUGUGUCUCCCCAUUGCCUUCACUAUUAUCUUGUUCAACGGCAACAACGGUCAGAAAUUUGGUGAUUGCGGCAAGCACGCUCAUACACAAAAUUUUAUAAACUGGGAGAUUUUAGAAGGCAUUAUACUUUUACACAAAUGUUAUCAUUAAGGUCCAUGUAUAAUUGCACUAUUAAAAUUAUGUUUUUUUACACAAAGUAAAGUAUUUUUUAUCAAAAUUUUUGAGUUUUACUAUGUUAUUUUGUUGGAGCUUUUUGUCUGGAUUUCUUGACACAAAGUAGGUGUUGUUUCAUGAAAAUCGAACCAUAACUGGAUAAUGUUUGGGUACAUAGGUGUAGGGAUUGUGUUCAAUGCAUUCAGCCAACUUCAGACUGGUCAACAAUGCAAAAACAAAACUCCACUUGUACCUCUCCAUUCAUUUUUCUAUGUUACAUUUAUUUUGCUUUUCUGUGUAUUAAAGGGCUUUUUUUUUUUGCUAUGAAGAUAUACUAUAUAUAGUCACAGUAAAAUAUGCUUUGGGCUAUAAUGUGUCCUAGUUUUUCAGGACAAUCUCCCUUUAUUCCUCUAAGACUCACUAUAGUUAUGUAGUUCAGACUUCAAUACAUUCAUAGGAGAAAUCUACAGGGGCUUAAAAAAGUUUUACUUUAGAUGAUAUAAUAAUGAAAUAUCAAAACACAACAGAUGAGCCCCACAUAUAUUAUUCUAAAAUCUAUGUGACAAAGUGAGAGGCUGGCAAAUCAUUAACAGAAAGAUAUAUUUUCGCACUGCAUCGCCUUUGCAGCUUGCUAUGUGCUUUAAAUUUCUGGAGCGCUCUGUACUUAUCGUAUAUGAAAAUGAAGGCUAUCCACUUAAGCAAAGUACAGUUGCCUCAGGAAAUGCUUAAAUGGCUUUUGGGAGGGAGGCAAGAGAUGUACAUCUAUUUGAAAUCUAAGAGUAAUAUUAUGAAGUGUGGUAUCCUCAUUUCUCCCCUCACAGAACUAGUGAUUUUCCAAAUGACCUAAAUGACAAACAC